AGGCCCCGCUGUUCAACGCAGCCGUGCACACAACCCUCGCGCAUCCACACGAGCACGAACUGAGAAAAACACAAAAAAAAGAAGAGGAGAAAAAUAAAGCGUACACGCAUUACCGAUCUGCGCUUAUCGUCUGCAGCGUGUUUUGUUGACUGGCACGCCAUUGCCGUCCUUCGUUUGUUGUUGCUGCCUUGAUUGCCGAAGCAGCCUGGCAACGCGGCUCGCUGCUCCUCUGCUCGGUUCUUUCCUCCCUUACGUCCUAGGACCCCGCUAGACAGCACAAAUCUAUCACACAUAGAAAUACUAGAACUAGAAGAACUCAAAUAAUAACAAUAAUUAAAAUAAAAUAAUGGGGCAUUCAAACGCAGCACCCUUGACGCUGGGCGACGUAGCCCACUUCCCGCACGACCUCCAGCCCGACCAGUCCACCUACGGCGGCCGCUUCUUCCACUUUCUCGCCAUGACGGACCCCCGCACCCUCCUCACUACCCCGACCCGUCUCGCGCUGAGUGAGCAGCUGCUGGAGAAGGUCGGCAAGCGCGAUGACGGCUGGCAAGACGUGAGGGUGACGGACUACCUCGACGCACGGCAGCGGGUGCAGUGCAUCGUGCACCCUGAGUCGAAGCAGCCGAUUUUGCUGCCCUUUCGCUUUUCCGCCUUUGUGCCGAUGAACUUUAUCAACCUGUGCGGGAUGCUGGCCCCCUCGCAGCAGACCCCGCUGCGUGGCAUGUUCUGGCAGUUCUCGAACCAAACCUACAACGUGGGCUUUAACUACUGCAAUGGCAGCGGCAAGAACGGCCUACCGAUGCGGGAGCUGUGCCUGGGCUACUGCGUCGCCACCUGCACGGCCUGUGGCAUCUCGUAUGCAAUGAGCAAGAUGGCGGCCUCCUCGGCUGCCGUGGGAGGGUUCUGGAAGCUGAUGAUUCCGUAUACGGCGGUGGCGUGUGCGAACAUCGCCAACCUGGGUGUAAUUCGCUUUCGCGACGUGCUGCAGGGCAUCGCGGUGCAGGACCCGGAGACGGGAACCGACCUAAACGACGGCACGCCGUCCGCGGUGGCAGGUCGACUGGCGGUGGCGCAGGUGGGUCUGAGUCGUGUGAUGAUUCCAGUGCCGCUGAUGCUCCUUCCGCCAGUCUUUAUGAACUUCCUCUUUCAUCCGGUGAAGGGGAUUCCUUUCUUUGUGAAGCGGCACACGCAGUUGUACCUGCCGAUGAACGUUUUGACGCUGGUGAGCGUGUUGUGUGUGGCGCUGCCGAUGAGCAUCGCGGUGUUUCCGCAGACGACGGUGGUGCCGGUGACGUGGCUGGAGAAGUCGUUUCAGGGGCGGAAGAACGACCUGGGACACGCCGUAACGCACGCGCAAUUCAAUAAGGGGCUGUAA
Messenger RNA from Leptomonas pyrrhocoris, 1378 nucleotides. Its product is annotated as putative mitochondrial sre-2/carboxylate carrier-like protein. Gene Ontology annotation, cellular component: mitochondrial inner membrane. Bases 347 to 1378 code for a protein of 343 amino acids. The record is from RefSeq and is a predicted model, not a curated record. Gene Ontology annotation, biological process: mitochondrial transmembrane transport; monoatomic ion transport. The transcript has a single exon. NCBI's taxonomy places the organism in Eukaryota, Euglenozoa, Kinetoplastea, Trypanosomatida, Trypanosomatidae. Gene Ontology annotation, molecular function: monoatomic ion transmembrane transporter activity.